Dentiscutata erythropus is the source of this 238-nucleotide messenger RNA. Lineage: Eukaryota; Fungi; Glomeromycota; Glomeromycetes; Diversisporales; Gigasporaceae. The record is from the annotation of a GenBank genome assembly.
AUGUUAGGUACUGUCGGUGGAGUUGCUGGUUAUGCUUCCAAAAAAUCGGUGCCUUCCAUAGUGUCAGGUGUAGGUAUUGGCAUGGGAUAUGCCGUUGGUGGAUAUUUACUUCAAAAGGAAAAAAGUUAUGGAAAUGAGACAGCCUUCGCUGGGAUCAUGAUUCCUCGAAUGGUUAAAUAUGGUAGACCUAUUCCUAUAUCAUUAAGUAUAUUAUCUGUUGGUAUUGGUACUUAUUAUG